AAAUAAAAAAUUAAAAAAAUUGAAGCAAUUAAUAUGAUUUUGUCACAAAAAGUUGUUUUAUUAUAUUUGUGGGAAAUUUUAAUAAUUUAUACAGUUUAUUUAUUUUGCUUGACUAUUCAAGAACCAGAUAACUUAUUACAACUUGACGGGUCAAAUGAUAUGUUGUUUACCGCUUUGCCGAACGAUUUGACAAAUAUAAGAUCCGAGAACAAUUCAGUUAGCAAAAGUUGGCAUUCAAAAAAUAAAAACAGAAAGGUAUGCGAUUCACCGCAUUGCCUAAAUAUAUCUUUAACCAUCAAAGCAUCAUUAAAUGAAUCAGAAGAUCCGUGUAAUGAUUUUUACAAUUUUGCUUGCGGUGGAUGGAAGGCAUCGCAUGAAAUUCCAUCAAGCGAAAACGAAAUUACAGCUUUUACAAUUCUUAACCAACAAAUUGAAGAUGAACUUCAUGAUCUGCUGAGUGCAGAUCCAAUAAAAAAAGAAAACAACGCUUUAAAAAAAGCACGUUUGUUUUAUAAAUCUUGUAUGAAUAUACAAACAAUAGAAGAACUAGGACCCAAACCUGCUUUAGAUUUUAUAAACUAUUUAGGAGGAUGGUCACUUUGUACCAAUCCUGAUUGGCAAACUACUUACGCUGAAAAAUGGGAUGCGUACGAAGUUUUAAAAAAAUUGCAAAGAAAUUUUUUUCCAGCUCCACCGUUUUUUACUGUUGACGUCACGAAUGACCAUUUAAAUUCAACUCAACACCUUAUUAAGAUUGACCAAUCCGGAUUAAGCCUUCAAAGAGAGAUUUAUUUUAAGCAUAGCAACGUUAUUACCGACUAUGGUGAAUAUAUGGUAAAAGUAGCUAAAUCUCUUGGAUAUACUUGUAAUGACACAGAUCCGGAGCGAAAUAUUACAGCACAAAUGUUUUCCAUAUUAGAGUUUGAAAAGGAGCUAGCCGAGAUUACAACACCUGCAGAAGCAAAGCAAGCAGGAACGUUUCGCAGAAUAAAUCUUGCUAUUAUGGAAGAUGUUGUUAGCGAAUUCAAUUGGAAGGACCAUCUUCAAGAUUUAUUUUAUUCUGUUCAUAUAUUACCAGAUGAAGUUGUUCUAGCAACAUCACCCAAUUAUUUGAAAAAAGUUGCUAAUCUUAUUAAAAAAACAGAUAAAAGACUUCUCUCACGUUAUAUGAUGUGGCAAAUGUUAAGAGAUAAAAUCAGUUUUCUUUCUGAUGACUUUCGAAAAGCUAGAGCUGAAUUUAAUCAAAAAAUGACUGGUGUUGAAGAUACAGAACCUCGCUGGAGAAAGUGCAUAAGUAUGACAAAUGAAAAUAUGGGUAUUCCAAUUGGAGCCUUAUAUAUAGAAAAAUACUUUAGUGAAAGUACAAAAACAAAGACAAAUGAUAUGAUUGAUGAAAUAGUUGAAGCAUUUAAAUCACGCAUAGAUAACCAUGACUGGAUUGAUGGUAAGACAAGAAAAGGUGUUAUACAAAAGGUGGAUGCUUUGGUUGCAAAAGUAGGUUAUGCAUCGUAUAUUAAAAAACCGUUAGAGUUGAACAAACGUUUUCGAAAAUUAAAAAUUGAUGAAGAUAAGUUCUUUGAAAACAACUUAAAUGUAGACAAGUGGUUACGCUACCGGCUUUAUGACAAAUUACGCAAACCUGUUGACAAGACAAAGUGGCCUAUGUUUCCUCAGACUAUUAAUGCUAUGUAUCAGUUUUAUGAAAAUGAAAUAGUGAUUCCUGCUGGAAUUUUACAACCACCAUUUUUUUACACAGGAGAUGUUCCCAGGUCGCUAAGCUAUGGUGCUAUUGGUUCAAUAAUUGGCCAUGAACUAACUCAUGGAUUUGAUAACACUGGGCGCAAAUUUGAUAAAAAUGGAAAUAUUGUGAAAAACUGGUGGUCUGAAAAUAGUUUAGAAGAAUUCAUGGAGAGAUCAAAAUGUUUUGUGGACCAGUAUAGCAAUUACAAAGUUCAAGAUAAAUAUAAUAUAAGUGGAAAAUUAACUCUCGGGGAAAAUAUUGCUGAUAAUGGAGGUGUAAAAAUUUCUUUUCAGGCAUAUGAGGAUUAUUUGGCUCAUCGAGAAGAUAAAGUCUUACCCAACUUACCUUUUAACAAUAGGCAGCUAUUUUUUAUAGGCUACGCACAGGAGUAUUGCUCAAAUGUGAGGGAAAGAACUGAAUAUAUUGCCACGCUUAGUGAGAUUCAUUCGCCUGCUAAAUUUAGAGUAAUUGGCUCACUAUCUAAUUCUAAAGAAUUUGCUAGUGUUUUUCGAUGCGAAAAGAAUGCAGCAAUGAAUCCAGAAAAUAAAUGCGUCGUAUGGUAAACAAUAUAACAAAAAAGAACCUCGAUUGAAAAAAGGAGCCGAUUUUAUAAUUGGAAUUCAAUUUAAUUUUGUUUAGGAGUUGUCUUUAUUUGUAUGUGGGUGUGUGCAAAUAUUGUUAGUCGUUAUAUUGUAACAUGCACUUUUUUUGAUCAAAGUUUAUAAACGAAAAUUCAAGUGAAA
Messenger RNA from Hydra vulgaris (swiftwater hydra), 2484 nucleotides. Its product is annotated as endothelin-converting enzyme homolog. Gene Ontology annotation, cellular component: plasma membrane. NCBI's taxonomy places the organism in Eukaryota, Metazoa, Cnidaria, Hydrozoa, Anthoathecata, Hydridae. Gene Ontology annotation, biological process: protein processing. The record is from RefSeq and is a predicted model, not a curated record. Gene Ontology annotation, molecular function: metalloendopeptidase activity.